GUGAGCGAUCAGAAGCAUUGUAGUUUUACACUGUGAUUGUGUCUGUCAUAUCAUAUCAUUAUUUUAUUUUAUGAUUUCAGUUUUAUUUUAACUUUAACCCUGAUGCAGACAGAAAAUUGAAAUAUUUUCUGCACAACUGUGAAUGUCUUAAUAAUAUUUCGUCUUUCAGUGCAGAGAUGCCUUUGAUGAUUGUGGAGACGAGCUGCAGUCUGAUUGGCUGGCUCUUUCUGUAUGUGCUGCUGUGUCACUGGAACAGGGAAAGAGAUUGUGAGUGGAACUGCAGGCUGGUAACUUUGAUCCACGGCAUCCUGAUCGUCUGUGUGACUGCCUACAUUAGCUUCAUUGCUGAGCCAUGGCCUUUCACACACCCAGGCACUGAAAACACAUAUCUCCAGAUCCUGGCUCUUGUUCUCAGUUUAGGUUACUUCCUCUUUGACAUGGCUUGGUGUGUGUAUUUCCACACUGAGGGUCCGGUGAUGCUGGCCCACCACACGAUGAGCAUCCUCGGGUUGGUGCUGGCACUAGGGCUGGGCGAGUCGGGCAUCGAGACCUGCGCUGUUCUCUUCGGCAGCGAGAUCACCAACCCACUCCUGCAGGCCCGCUGGUUCCUCAAGCGCAUGGGGCGCUAUGACAGUUUAGCCGGAGAUGUGGUGGACCUGCUCUUCAUUCUUCUGUUUGCCUCUGUGAGGAUUGGUGUGGGGAGUAGACUGCUUUAUUGUGAAUUAGCCUCUCCGAAGCCAUUGCUUAUAGUGAAAGUUGGUGGGGUGGCUAUUUACACUCUCUCCUGGAUCUUCAUGAUAGACAUUGCACGUUUUGCCUGCAAGAAAACUCGCACCAAAUACAGACGAUGGAAGGAACACAAGCUGGAUGAAGCUAAUGGACAUGCUGUUAAAGUGAAAUAGGCCUUUCUGUGCAUUAGGACUGGGAAAAGUGGCAUGAUGUACACACACACAUACAC
Carassius carassius (crucian carp) is the source of this 958-nucleotide messenger RNA. RefSeq names its product TLC domain-containing protein 5-like. The transcript has 2 exons. Gene Ontology annotation, cellular component: membrane. The coding region runs from base 177 to 902 and encodes 241 amino acids. The record is from RefSeq and is a predicted model, not a curated record. NCBI's taxonomy places the organism in Eukaryota, Metazoa, Chordata, Actinopteri, Cypriniformes, Cyprinidae.